CAUCUAUCAAUUACACCAUUGUUUAUCACUCCCUCUCUAGGGUUCUUAUUCAUUGAUCUAUUCGCAAAAAUUGUAAAUCUUCUUGUAAAUUCAUCAACACCCACUUCGCCAAUUUAGGUUAAUUUCAUCGGGUAUGGUGUUUUCGGUAUCGCCUCAUUGUGAAUACCAAAUCUUGAAUUCUUUUUGCAAUUUCCUUACCACCCACUUCGUGCUACGAAUUAGGUCAUUCUGAUUGGCUUCAGGUUUGAAAGUUUUGAAUCUUUUUGCAAUUUUCUGAGCACCCAACUGGAGGUUAUAUUAGGGUUAUUCAUUUAGGGUUCUUAUUGAUUCAAUUUGGCAUUUUUAAGCCAGAGUUUUUAGUGUAGAGUUUGAGAAUCUUUAGGCAAUGUUUUGAUCAAAAUGAAGAAGAGAUGUGGUGUGAAGAGGAGAAAUGGAUGUUAGAUCUGAGAACAGUAGUGUGCAGGUGGUGAGGUGGGCCAAGAUACCAACCCAAGUGAUUCAAAGAACCAGGUUACAAGUUUGGUUCAUUAGGGUUUGUUCCAGCAUUUUGAUUUGGACUUGUUUGGUUCAACUUGUGGCUGUUGGUGAGCUUUGGCACCCGAAACUGUUUAUCGGGUUUUUGAACCCGAUAAAUGGAUCCACCGGACCAUCGAGUAACGCCGGAAAAUCCAUUCCAACACCACCACCAGCACUGCCGGCGCCACCACCUCUGCCACCUCCAAGGAAUUACAUAAGUAAUGGCUUUCUCAAAGUUUCUUGUAACGGGGGUUUAAAUCAAAUGAGAGCUGCGAUCUGCGACAUGGUAACAGUUGCUCGUCUUUUAAAUCUCACUUUAGUUGUUCCGGAGCUUGAUAAGACGUCUUUCUGGGCCGAUCCUAGUGAUUUUGAGGACAUUUUUGAUGUGGGUCACUUCAUUGAUUCGCUAAGAGAUGAAGUCCGGAUCGUCAAAAGGUUGCCAAAGAGGUUUAGCAGAAAAUAUGGAUUCCAGCCACUAGAGAUGCCACCUGUCAGCUGGUCGAGCGAAAAAUACUACCUUGAGCAGAUUCUACCACUUUUUAGCAAGCAUAAAGUGAUACACUUCAAUCGAACGGAUACACGAUUAGCAAACAAUGGGAUCCCUCUAGAUCUUCAAAAACUCAGAUGCCGUGUCAAUUUCCAAGCACUAAAGUUCACACCUUCGAUCGAGGCUCUUGGGAAUAAAUUGGUCCACGUUCUCCAAGAGAAGGGACCAUUUUUGGCAUUGCACUUGAGAUACGAGAUGGACAUGUUGGCGUUUUCAGGCUGCACACAUGGUUGCACCAUUGAGGAAGCCGAUGAACUUAAACGUCUCAGGUAUGCUUUCCCGUGGUGGAGGGAGAAGGAGAUAGUUUCUGAAGAGAAGAGAUCACAAGGUCUAUGUCCUCUUACUCCGGAGGAAGCAACGUUGAUUCUACAAGCACUUGGGUUUGAUCAGGACACACAGAUAUAUAUUGCAUCCGGUGAAAUUUAUGGCAGCGAAAAGAGACUGGCAGCGUUAAGGGCUACAUUUCCACGAAUUGUUAAGAAAGAAACAUUAUUAGAUCCAGAAGAGUUGAGGCAAUUCCAGAAUCAUUCGUCCCAAAUGGCAGCUCUUGAUUUCAUGGUUUCGGUUGCUAGUAACAUCUUUGUUCCGUCUUAUGAUGGUAACAUGGCGAAGCUUGUGGAAGGUCACCGAAGGUACCUUGGCUUCAAGAAGACUAUCCAACUAAAUAGAAGACAACUUGUAGAACUGAUAGAUUUACACCAUAACGGAACGCUAUCAUGGGACGAGUUUUCUGAUGCCGUGAAAUCAUCACACAAGAAACGAAUGGGCCAACCAAAUCAUCGAAUAAUAAUUGCAGAAAAACCCAAAGAAGAAGACUACUUUUAUGCCAACCCUCAAGAAUGCUUCUGUGGGGUGGCAAACUGUAGUUACUCACCCGUAAGUAGCCCAAUUCCACCAGCCACGAUUGAUCAAUAAUCGUUUAAACAUGGAAAUUUAUGUCGAAUCUUCAUAGAGGAAUAUGUACAUACCACGAUGAAUCUCGGGUAACCAUGAGAUGGUUUGAAGAUGGCUGCAAAAUGAGAUUAAUGGUGAGACUGCGAGAGUUGUUCAUAUUUCACGAGAGGGUAAAAAAGGAAGCACCACGUAAGUCGUCUUUCUGGGCAUAAAGAUUUGUUUCGUUUAUGUGCUUAUUAUUGUUUCUUCGACAAGUUCUUUUUCGGGAUUUUGGUGUUGAAUUAUACGAUAUUCAUAGUUAUAAA
Messenger RNA from Cynara cardunculus var. scolymus (artichoke), 2262 nucleotides. Its product is annotated as O-fucosyltransferase 3. The record is from RefSeq and is a predicted model, not a curated record. Lineage: Eukaryota; Viridiplantae; Streptophyta; Magnoliopsida; Asterales; Asteraceae. Gene Ontology annotation, cellular component: chloroplast; cytoplasm. Gene Ontology annotation, molecular function: calcium ion binding. The transcript has 8 exons. Bases 431 to 1978 code for a protein of 515 amino acids.